UUCUUCAUCUCAUCGACAACCGGCUGGCGGGGAGCGCGACUGAUUAUUCUGCCCGACAGGGACUACACCAAGGAACAACACUGGGACAAUUUUGAGAAUUAAUUAUUUUAUGCUUGCUUCGGGGCUCAGAAAUGACAAUCCGCUCCGGGGCAGGGUAUGCUGCGAAAUUGAGGUAAAGCCCAAGACUCAGGCAUCCCAGCCUCGUCAAUAACAGCUCGUGGGUACCGAAGCAUUCCAAUUUCAUUUGCUAACAUCGAGCGUUGUGGAUGCCAGUGAUUUUUCGUUUACUUGUACAUGUCGUUUAUUUGUACAUGUCCACCUUUCUCGUUCUGUAUUUAAAUGCGUCUGCUUGGCUAAGACAGGACUCGCUUCUCACCAUGCUAUUUAUGGGGUUAGUAUUUUUUUCUCAAAGGAACAGCCAACACCUCAGAGGCAUAUGAAGGAGGGAUAUGACAACGAUUCCACACAUCCCGAAGGAGUCCGCUCAAAGAAGAAUAUGAAAAAGCAAGACAUUGGAGAGACCAUCCAUUUUGUGUCAGGAGAAUAUUUUGAUGAAGGAGACACUGGGAUAAUUAUAGAAACGGGAGCAUCUGGAUAUACAUAUAUCGAAAUGGGCACCCAGCUCUGAAAAUACAUGUUGGGCUAAUUAAUUGUAUGAUUAUAAUGACUAUAGGCUAAUGGUUGGAUCAUAUCCAAAACAAAAUCAUAAAAUGUGAUGGCAUCUUGUCGGGAAAAAUGCAAUAGGAAAAUAUGACCCAGAAAUCGGAAUCGCCCUGUCAUCCAUCUGUGCCUUCAGCAUCAUGUUAUGAGGUGGAGUGGCUGCGAGAGAAUAUCAAUUGAAUUGUACAUGGAUAUCGCUGAUUUAUAGCCCUAUGCCGUUUUUUUACAUUCAUAUUUCAUAAUGUAACUGACUUUUACAUAUUUCUUUCAAGGCCAACAUUGAAUUAUUGUGUCUAUCGGGAUCGUAUCCAUUCCACUUGGUCUCCAAGUGUCAAAUGAAAUUAAUCUAAUUGAGAAUUUAAAGGGCGCAACCUCGAUAUAAUCAAGAGUUAUUUUUCGAACCAAGCAAACAUCCCGUUUCACACAGAUAGGGGGGCAGGUACCAGUAACAGAAAAGUCGCUGGUUCGAAUCCCAGAGGCGAAUAGGUGAAACUUCUGUCGAUGUGCCCUUGAGCAAGGCACGUAACCUUAAUUGGUCCUUUAAGUGGCUCUAAAUAAUAGCGUCAGAUACAUUACUUAAAUGUAAAUAUAGAUACAGCAUAUAACUGUCAUUUGAAUAUAUGGCCUAUCCAUGCAUGAAGUGAAGGCCGUUUGUUUUUUAUUCUAAUAUUGUCCCACUGUGAUCUAUUUUUCUAUUUUUCUCAAUGUUAUUUGUCCAAUCUCCGCCACAAAUUUCUGGAUAAAAAAAUCGGACUGCGGGUUUAUCACCCUGAAUAGAAACCAUAUGUGGCCCACUUGAUUUGAAACAAGUGUCUUUUCCAUUACUGAGGAUAUUUUUCUUACUCGGCCAUUAGUCUAACUUUCAAGUGCGAUAAGCUUUUUUAAUGCUUACAGUCUGAUUUUUAGUGAGUGUCAUCAACAGAGGUGGAAUUGAUGACACAUCUGUACACCGCUGUUGUAUUCCGAGGAUAUUGCACUGUACAAGCCACGAGCACUAGGCUACUACAGUCACGGGGAAUUCGACACGUUUACAGUGCGCUGUCAGUGGGUUUUUGGCUGUUUCGCUCGAAAUGUGGAGAGUUUUAUUGUAGGAGUGCCUCACGACGCGUCGACAUUUGCCAGGAAAAGAAAAGGAAGGGGAUAUGAAUCCAAGAAGAAGAUGAUGAUGAUGAUGCUGGAUACACAGAAUACGACCCAGGAGAUCGGUGAGGAGGUAGAGGACGGGGCGGUGUACACCAUCACCCUGCGGAAGGUUCAGAUGCUCCACCACCACCAUCCUGGCCAUUACAGUGGCGGCAGCGGGGCUAGUAAGGGCCAGCGCUGGCUGGGUGUAGAGACUGACGCGGCCCUCAGCCUGUACGAGACGUGCAAGGUGCGCACCAUCAAGGCAGGCACGCUGGAGAAGCUGGUGGAGUACAUGGUUCGGGGCAACGAUUCCACCUACGUCACCAUCUUCCUCUGCACCUACCGCUCCUUCACCUCCACUAAGCAGGUCCUGGACCUACUGCUCAACAGGUAUGCCAAACUCCAGCUUGGAUCAGAGGGCCACAGACUGACUCACGACGAUCGUACAGAACUGAGGAACACAAUAUCCUCCAUCUUGGGGGCGUGGCUGGACCAGUAUUCUGAGGACUUCUGGAAGCCUCCAGAGUACAGCUGCCUGCGACGGCUAAUCUCCUACCUGCAUCUCAACUUCCCAGGAUCGGACCUGGAACGCCGCGCCUGCAACCUCCUGACACACUUCCACCGCCGACAGCUCCAGGAGCCCGAGCACGAGUUACUGGACCAUGGUGGCUAUCCGUUCACGCUACUGGAGGAGAAUGGCUACGAGGAUGAGCAGCUGGACUUCUUGAACUUUGACCCGGCGGUGGUGGCCGAGCAGUUCACCCUCAUGGACGCGGAGCUCUUUAAGAAGGUGGUUCCCUACCACUGUCUGGGGAGUAUUUGGUCGCAGCGGGACAAGAAGGGCAAGGAACACCUGGCCCCCACCAUCCGUGCCACCGUCACCCAGUUCAACUGCGUCACCAACUGUGUCAUCGCCACAUGCCUGAGCGAGCGCUCGCUGAAACCCACGCAGCGCGCCAAGCUGGUGGAGCGCUGGAUCGAAGUGGCCAGGGAGUGUCGAAUCCUGAAGAACUUUUCUUCACUGCGGGCUAUCCUCUCUGCUCUGCAGUGCAACCCUGUCCACCGGCUGAAGAGGACAUGGGACGAGGUGUCCAGGGAGAACUUCCGCAUCUUCCAUGAGUUGUCAGAAAUCUUCUCUGAUGAGAAUAAUCAUUCGCUCAGCAGAGAGCUGCUCAUUAAGGAAGGCACGUCCAAAUUCGCAACCCUGGAAAUAAACCCCAAACGAGCCCAGAAGAGACAGCAGCAACCCCGAGACCUGAGUGUGAUGCAGGGGACCAUUCCCUACCUGGGCACUUUCCUUACAGAUCUAGUCAUGAUGGACACAGCCAUGAAGGACUACCUGGAUGGAGGGCUGAUCAAUUUUGAGAAGAGGAGGAAGGAGUUUGAGGUGAUUGCCCAGAUCAAGCUUCUGCAGCUGGCCUGCAACAACUAUAACUUCACCCGAAACAAGCGUUUCCGAGAGUGGUUCUCCGGUGUGGACAAACUCACAGAGGCUGAGAGCUACAGCCAGUCAUGUGAGAUCGAGCCAUUGUCAGAGUCAGCCUCCAACACUCUCAAGAAGAAGAACACAGGAAUCAUCAAACGCUGGAGCGAUCGCCAGCCUGCCAGCUCGGAGCCAGGCUGCAGCAGUGCGGGCAGCUCCCACUCCAAGUCCUUUGACCAGCUGCGUUACGCCCCCUGCCUGGGGGGCUCGGGUGGAGGUGGAGGGGGUGAUGGAGCGGACUCCCUGAGCGUCACCUCCGCUGGCUCCAGUAGCUCCGAUGUGGAGGAGAUCAAUAUCAGCUUCAUCUCCGACUCACCCGAUGUCCACGAGAGAAAGACCUCCACGCCUUCCGUAAAACAUUCCAAUUCCACGUUAGGGAAGUGCGGCCCCUUGCCUGACCUGGCACCCACGUUCUGGGAGUCUACCUCUCUGUCCUCCUUGGAUGCCUCUGGUCUGGGCUCUGGCUCGGGCUCCAGUAGCGCCUCCUCCUCCUCCAUGUCCUCCACACCUGUGGCGGGUGCGGGCUCCCGCUCACACAAGCGCUCCGUGUCGGGCGUGUCCAGCUACUCGUCGCUGUCACUGCCCCUCUACAACCAGCAGGUGGAUGACUGCUGCAUCAUCCGGGUCAGCCUGGACGUAGACAACGGCAACAUGUACAAGAGCAUCCUGGUGACCAGUCAGGACAAGACGCCGGCGGUGGUCAGGAAGGCCAUGGUGAAACACAACCUGGACCGGGAGAGAGCGGAGGAUUACGAACUGCUGCAGAAGAUCUCUGAGGAGAAAGAGCUGAAGAUUCCAGACAAUGCCAACGUUUUCUAUGCCAUGAACUCUUCGGCCAACUACGACUUUGUCCUGAAGAAACGCGGCUUCCCCAAGGUGGGCCGGACCAAGCACGUGGCCAGCUCCACCCUGCCGCGAAUGAAGCAGAAAGGCCUGAAAAUCGCAAAGGGCAUCUUCUGAGGGGCAAUGCCAUGUCACCAGACACCCUCAUCCACCUCCCUGCUUCCUGCUGGGCUUUCUGGGUGCCAUCUUUGAGUGCCACCCCUGCUGUGCCAUGGUAGAGGGGCCUGUUGCCAGCUUGGCCGUGUUCAGCAUCUGAGCGUGAAAGCCUCAGAGGACUAAUAAAGCUGAAUGUAAUGGAAAUCCCUAUUGGCCAAUGAACUUGCACUCAACUCCAUUUUGCGAGGCAGGUGACUGUCCUUGUGGAAGUAGUGACUCUGUGUGGUUGCUAUGUAUGCUUACCCACAUCUGACCCCUCUCCCAGGUGUUUCCUGUGAGUCCACAUCACUUCCGGUUAGCUUCACAGCUCUCUGUGGAUGCCCUAAUCGAGAGGGGAAAACCUGAGUAAAAAUAUAACUAUGUCAUCUAGGUGCGUAGGAAAAUGAAUUCCUCCCCUCUAAAGGAGUUACACUCCCUCUAGUUUCUACAGACCUCCUCCUCAGCAAAGGUUCAGGCACUAUUUUUUUACACUCCUUUCUAGACUACCAUCAACUGCAUCUGUUUCUUCGAUGUUCCGCGACACGCGGACUGAGACAGAUGGACAGAUGCUCAGUACUGCCAGCUUAGCGGAGGGAAACACGUUCCAACGAACCACUAAAAGGAUCUUGGGAGAGAAAGGCCCCUACUGGAUAGAUACAUCGGGUUGUUAACCAAUCAUCAGAAACUUUACUCCUUUUAACUACUCACUGCUAAUGGGAACAUGUUCCGUUUGUUAAACUAACACUAUUCACACAAAUAGGGCAUUAUUAUUACAACAAACAUUCAAUAAUAGCUCAUUUUGUCACUGCUUUGAUGCGGCGGCACUCUGCAUUUGUGCAUUGCGUCUUAUUUCUCCAAGUGGUGCUAACAGACAAUGAAAUGCUACAGCCAGCUCCUUCCCUCCCUCCCCUUUUAUUUCAUGCCUGAUGUCUUUCAGUUUCACGCUAGAGUUUGAGAGAGAGGCUCUCUCCUGACAUGAAGGAGUAGGCAGCCACGAGGGCUCAAUGAUGAUGGUUCAUGGAAAUAGUGCAACUGAGGCAUCCAGCAUGCAUUUUGGUUCAGUAUUUGUUUUAAUGGGUGCAUUUCUGGGAAGCCAAAAAAAGCGAUGUGGCCAGUUAGAGUACAUUAUGGUGACCUGAAAUGCACAAAGUCGGGCGGCCAUUGCGGCUCAAACACGAUGGCACUAAAUGGCUUCUCCUCGAUUGGCAAUGCCUUAGAGAGUAGAACUGCCUACAUGUGAGCCGAAUGGCACAAAAUGGCUGUUGUUGGCAUGGUGACCACUCCCUCAGGUCAUGAAGAAAGUUAGCUCCGAGCCAUUUGAUGGACCCCAAUGUGUGAUAGACCCUCUUGUCAAUGACUUGCAGGAGGAGAGAAAUGUAUGUAAAAGGACACUGUGCUCCCUUUUAACUAGAAGUGCGUUUGUGGAAAGUACUCAAGCACUCGGAGAGAGAGAUGUAUGUUGUAUUGUGAAAUGCAGCGUGGUUUUUAAAUGUCCAGUCUUUUUGUUCCCUAUAGUGUAAAGAAGAAGAAACGAGAAUGAAAGGACUGUCCCUUUUGUUUGCUCCCUUCCUUUCAUCACAAGGCCUUUCAUCCUUGUGUACCAGGGUUGGAGGUCAACUUCAUUUCAAUUCAGUUAAAUCAGCAAGAUAAAUGAAAAAGAGGAAGAGAAAGUACAACUCAACUAAAACAUUGUCAACUCCACGUGUGCCAAAGACCGGUGGACUAUGAUGAAGUAUGAGGUGGUUUUGGGAGCAUUGACAUUUGAAGUGGAGGGAGUAAGUUUGCCUGCUGUUGAAAGGCUCAGAAGUCGUGUGAUUCUUUGUGUAUGAGAUGAGUCCUUGGUUUGUAGUACCCCAUGUCUAUCCAUUUCCUACAGUAUUGCAGCACUUUGGAUCAAACCUAAUAUCCCUAUUUAACAGCAGCCAUGACAGUAGUGUUGUGGAUUACAGUGUUAAAACUCAAGCCUUUGCUCAAAGAGUUUUCUGCAACUAGUGACUUUUGGACUGUGACCGUGUCACACUGAGUACGGUUACAUGCACACAAUAAUACAAUUAUUGUGAAUAGUCAUAUUAAUAUAAUAGUUUGAUUAAAACGUUUACAUGCUUUGCAAUAAUAAAUGUUUUCCCUCAUAAUUGUGUUUACGUGGAGCCAUCUGAAAUCAGACAACCUGGUGGGACUUUGAUGAAUAUCAGCAAUCAAAAUAAACAUUCUACCACAGCGACCAUGUUAUCGUUGUAAAACAUAGUUGAUUCUGAGUUCGGACAUACAACGUUUAUGUGAAAACGACUUCUAAGAUGUGUACUUUAACUUUUUCCUAACUCACUUCACUCGUGCAAAAGAAGGAAGCUCGCCCUGCUUGCACUAACACACACACACACACACACACACACACACACACACACACACACACACACACACACACACACACACACACACACACACACACACACACACACACACACACACACACACACACACACACACACACACACACACACACACACACACACACACACACACACACACACACAGAUGAAACACAUCGCUAUAACUGAUUAAAGUGUUUACAUGUCCUAAAAUCUUUAAAGAUGGCUCAGAAAAUCAGGUGUUUUAAUUGGCUUAUGCUUACUUCGAAUAUGACCGUAUGCCGAUUAAGAUAAGCAGAGUAAGGUGUUUACAUGACUAAUGCCAUACAUACUCAGCCUUCUGCCAUAAUCAGUUUAACAUCAAAUUAUUAAUGUGCAUGUAACCGUACUCAAUGUGUCAUGUGCAAGACAGUAAAUGUUCUAAUAGGGACAUGGGAUUGCAUCUCUAUCAGAGGGCACAUAUAAACUGGCUAUACUUUUAUAGCCUUUUUACACUAUUGUGCUAACCUAAACCGUAGUGUGCUGGCUCGAUCUGAUAUUUUCUUUUGACAUGGUACGUAACCAGGCCAUCGCAGUACAGCUCGGCUCAGCUCAGUACAGUAAAAAGGGUGUCAAAUGCCACAUAAAUCCUAUAACACGCCACAACAGUCGUCAGACUACAUUUCACAACAAAAGCUUGAUGUGCCUAACAGCAAAGCCAUGGAAAUGGUUUCAUGUGCUAUGAUGAUCGUGUUUCACAUGUCAGUUAUCAGAAACAUGGGUGGUCAUAUUUAUCGCAUGUUAGUACUGCAUUAUGAAUGCAUUACGGCAGUAUAAUAUAAGUGAUUUUCAUGCUUUCAAGUGUGCUGGUUGGUGGUGGUGUUGAAAAGGAUGCUGUAUGUUUGUGGAUGUUGGGGUCCGGUAGUCUACUGUGAUUACAUGUGAUUUGCUGGACUUCAUAUUAGUGGUGUUGAUGGAAGUUGCCCCUAAGCCCUGAUUCAAGGUCCGCGUCUAUUUCUACAUCCUAUUAACAAGAUUAGGAUUUGUGUUGGGAAAGCUGAAUCUGGAUCUGCAGUUAAAUACUUUUUGUGGUUGAUCAAUGAGUGAGAGAUGGAUUCUUUAACUGGAGAUCCUUAAACUUUUGUGAAAAAUCAUGCAUUUGUGUCAGUGGGUUUCCAGUUAAUGUCAGUAAGCGUUCAUCCCGGAAUGUGUGCUUAUCUUUAUUUUUUGCUAAUGUCUUUGUGCCCUCCCCAGCUACCCAGCCUAUCUACACUGAGUGUACACAACAGUAGGAACACUUUCCUAAUACUGAGUUGCACCCCCCCUUUUGCCCUCAGAACAGCCUCAAUUCGUUGGGGCCUGGACUCUACGAGGUGUUGAAAGCGUUCCACAGGGAUGCUGGCCCAUGUUGACUACAAUGUUUGUCACAGUUUCAAGUUGGCUGGAUGUCCUUUUGGUGGUGGACCAUUCUUUAUACACACAGGAGACUGUGGAGCUUGAAAAACCCAACAGCGUUGCAGUUCUUAACACACUCAAACCGAUGCACCUGGCACAUACUACCAUACCCUGUUCAAAGGCACUUAAAUCUUUUGUCUUGCCCAUUCACCCUCUGACUGGCACACAUAAACAAUAAAUGUCUCAAUUGUGUCAAUGCUUAAAAAUGCUUCUUUAACUUGUCUCCUCCCCUUCAUCUACACUGAUUUGAAGUUGAGCUCUCAACUGGAUUCACAAGGUCAGUCUGUCAUGGAAAGAGCAGGUGUUCUUAAUAUGUUGUACACUCAGUGUAUAUAUCAAAGGUUGGAGAGGGGGAUCUGACAAAAAGAUGUCAGCAUUUCAGGUUUCACAAAUGCUAGUCUGUGUGUGUACGUGACACACACACACACUCUUCUGUGUCUAUUGUAAAUGAAGGGCCAAAGACUGCACCUCUCCACCUAUCCCUCUAAGUUAGUCCCUCUCAGAAACCCAGACUGAUCAGGAAUAUGUCACCUUGCCUCAACCUCUCACAAUGGUCAUCCUUAAAACCUUUGUGCCAUCGCUCUCCGUCACUGUCAAAGGCUCUGAACUUUCUAACGAUUACCUGUUCAAUGUUUUUUCUAUGUUCUUUUUGUAUUUUUUGUAUAUUAAAAGACUCAAUGUCCUUUGUA
Messenger RNA from Oncorhynchus gorbuscha (pink salmon), 8735 nucleotides. RefSeq names its product ral guanine nucleotide dissociation stimulator-like. The transcript has 17 exons. The record is from RefSeq and is a predicted model, not a curated record. Bases 1820 to 4228 code for a protein of 802 amino acids. Gene Ontology annotation, biological process: positive regulation of GTPase activity; Ras protein signal transduction. Gene Ontology annotation, molecular function: guanyl-nucleotide exchange factor activity. Lineage: Eukaryota; Metazoa; Chordata; Actinopteri; Salmoniformes; Salmonidae. Gene Ontology annotation, cellular component: plasma membrane.